GAAGAGGAGGAAGAGGAGGCAGGAGGCUGCCAUGGCCAGGAGAAUGCCAAAGGCCCCGCUGAGGUCCAUCCUGGUGAGCAGCUCCGUCCUCUGGGCAGCGGCUGCUCGAUACGGCUGGCGUGUGGUCUGGAGCUGGCCGUCUGUCCACAGAGAGGCCACGAGCAGGAGCUUUGCAUCACCCCGCUCUGCAAACAAGCCUGGUGCUGUGCUGGCGUUCAUCAACCUCCAGUGUGGAGCUGCUGGCAGGACCCCUGCUUGUCCAAACAGAUGAGCGAGGUGUAUGGCCCAAUAUUCACUGUCUACCUGGGAUUCCGGCCAGUGGUGGUCCUCUGUGGCUACAAGGCGGUGAAGGAGGCCCUGGUGGAUCAGGCGGAGGCGUUCAGCGGGCGUGGGCAGCUGCCGUCCUUCUCCAAGGAGUUCAAUGAGCAUGGAGUUGUGUUUGCCAAUGGCAGGCGCUGGAAGCAGCUCCGCCGGUUCACCCUCAACACCUUGCGGAAUUUCGGGAUGGGGAAGCGCUCCAUCGAAGAGCGCAUCCAGGAGGAGGCCCAGGCCCUGGUGAGGGAGUUCCGUGAAACAAAAGGAGUGCCCUUUGAUCCCAUCUUCAUUCUCAGCCAGGCCAUCUCCAACGUCAUCUGCUCCAUCGUGUUUGGCGACCGCUUUGACUACCAGGACAAGCAGUUCCUCCUCUUGAACAACCUGAUCACACAACGGUUCCGCUUUGCUGGCUCCUACCUGUCCACGCUGUACAAUAUCUUCCCGGAGAUCAUGGGGAAGAUGCCCGGAGCUCACCACAAGGGCUACCAGUGUUCCCAGCAGAUCAUCAGCUUCAUUCAGGAGAGGGUCAGGAUGCAGCAGGCCACGUGGGACCCCUGCAAUCCACGCAACUACAUUGACUGUUUCUUGGCUAAGAUGGAGCAGGAAAAGCAGAACCAGGAUUCUGAGUUUUGCCUGGAGAACCUCGUCAUGUCCACAUUCAACUUAUUCUUUGCUGGGACGGAGACCAUCAGCACCACUCUGAGAUACGGCCUCCUCAUCUUGCUGAAGUAUCCCCAGAUACAAGACAGACUCCACGAGGAAAUUGACCGCGUGAUUGGGCAAGAUCGGAUUCCGGCCACUGAGGACAGAAAUAAGAUGCCUUAUACGGAGGCUGUGCUGCAUGAGAUCCAGCGCUUCAGCGACGUCUUCCCCAUGAGUCUCCCACACACUGUCACCCACGACACCCACCUCAGGGGGUACCUCCUCCCAAAGGGCACCUACAUCUACCCUCUGCUCAACACUGUGCACUGCGACCCUGAGCACCACGCCAACCCUGACACGUUUGACCCCGAGAGGUUCCUGGACCCCCAAGGCGGCUUCAAGCGGAGAGAUGCUUGGAUGCCUUUUUCGGCAGGGAAGCGGGUGUGCCUGGGCGAGGGGCUGGCCCGCGCGGAGCUCUUCCUCUUCUUCACGGCCAUCCUGCAGAGCUUCACCCUCGCCUCACCCCUGCCCCCUGGCAAGAUCAGCCUGGAGCCAGCCGUCAGGGACCUCAGCAGUGUGCCCCCGCUCUACCAGCUCUCCAUGCUGCCACGCUGAGGACCAGCCAUCCCGGCAGGAGGACCCCCGCCCCUUUCCCCCUUGGGCGCCACAACACAGCAGGUCUGCACGACAAACUCGGACUGGGGUCUCGCUUCUUCCUCCCCCCGCCACCAAACCCCUGGGGUGGGGUCUGUAGGUCUUUCCAGGGGCUCUGAGGACAAGCACAAGAGGACGCUGCUCUGCCUGGGAGCGGGAGGCCCGGCUGCUCCCUCCCUUGCCAGGUUAGCCACCGCAUGCAGCCUCUGAUGGUUUACCAUUGCGUCACUAGAGACCUUCAAGUGGGGGCUCUGGCUGCCGGCCCCCAGCCUCUCCUUUGGGGCACCCCCAGGACCUGGCCUGCUCUCUGCUGCUCUAUAGUGCCACCAGGGUGGAUGGCUAGAAACGGAAACCAUCCAUCUUUGCUGAAAAGUCUCCUUGGAUUAUCCACUUCUGUCUAGAGCUGUGCAGCUGAGCCAAAGACUGUUGGUUUUGUUUCAUUAAAGCCCUCGUGGGAUGCUUGGCC
Messenger RNA from Hemicordylus capensis (graceful crag lizard), 2077 nucleotides. RefSeq names its product cytochrome P450 2G1-like. The transcript has 9 exons. The coding region runs from base 268 to 1572 and encodes 434 amino acids. Lineage: Eukaryota; Metazoa; Chordata; Lepidosauria; Squamata; Cordylidae. Gene Ontology annotation, cellular component: cytoplasm; intracellular membrane-bounded organelle. Gene Ontology annotation, molecular function: heme binding; iron ion binding; oxidoreductase activity, acting on paired donors, with incorporation or reduction of molecular oxygen, reduced flavin or flavoprotein as one donor, and incorporation of one atom of oxygen. Gene Ontology annotation, biological process: xenobiotic metabolic process. The record is from RefSeq and is a predicted model, not a curated record.